Molecule: messenger RNA, 931 nt
Organism: Rhododendron vialii
Lineage: Eukaryota; Viridiplantae; Streptophyta; Magnoliopsida; Ericales; Ericaceae
Product: large ribosomal subunit protein uL5z
Exons: 5
Coding region: 152-700 (182 amino acids)
Biological process (GO): translation
Cellular component (GO): ribosome; cytosolic large ribosomal subunit
Molecular function (GO): RNA binding; structural constituent of ribosome
Source: RefSeq, a predicted model, not a curated record
UUGUUGUCAUUUAGGUACCAAGCAAGCAGAUCAAAACCCUAGUUCACUCCCUCGGUCCCUCUCCCAUAUUAGGGUUUCUUCGCUUCCCUUUUCCUCAUUUUCUCCCACCCGUCGAACUACCUGCCGCCGCUGCAUCAACCCACCGACAGCCAUGGCCUCGGAGAAGAAGCUAUCGAACCCGAUGAGAGAGAUCAAGGUCCAGAAGCUGGUCCUCAACAUCUCUGUCGGUGAAAGCGGAGAUCGACUCACAAGAGCCUCUAAGGUCUUGGAGCAACUCAGUGGACAAACCCCUGUUUUCUCCAAAGCGAGGUAUACUGUUCGGUCCUUUGGGAUCAGGCGUAAUGAGAAGAUUGCAUGCUAUGUCACCGUCAGAGGUGAGAAAGCAAUGCAGCUUCUGGAGAGUGGAUUAAAGGUCAAGGAAUAUGAGCUGCUGCGAAGGAACUUCAGUGAUACCGGCUGUUUUGGCUUUGGUAUUCAGGAACACAUUGAUCUUGGAAUUAAGUAUGAUCCUUCCACUGGCAUUUAUGGUAUGGAUUUCUAUGUUGUGUUGGAGCGCCCUGGCUAUCGUGUUGGGCGUCGCCGUAGGUGCAAGGCGCGUGUUGGAAUUCAGCACAGGGUCACCAAGGACGAUGCAAUGAAGUGGUUCCAGGUCAAGUACGAGGGUGUGAUCCUGAACAAGUCCCAGAAUAUUACUGGUUAAUUUGGUCUUGAGUAUCAAAAAGCUGUUUUGAGCUUCGAAGUUUUCAAUUUUGGGAAGUUGUGCUGACUUUUUUAGUAGACUGGGAGAUAAUACUAUUUUCAAUGUUCUUUCUGAUCUAUGUUCAGUUGUACUAUUUGCUUGUUUACGUGUUUGAGCCAGUUAUUAGUAGUUCUUGCCAGAAUGGAUGUUGAGACCAAUAGCUUUUCGUCUUUGAAGACUUUAAAUUUUCAA